AUGGCGGCACCGCCGCCCCGCUCGGCCUCGGGACGCCCGGCCCGCAGCCAAUGGACGCCCGCCGCCGCGCCGCCCGCGGCCAAUGGGAGCGCGCCGCCCGCAGCCAAUGGGAGCCGCCGCCGCGCCGCCCGCGGCCAAUGGGAGCGCGCCGCCCGCAGCCAAUGGGAGCCGCCGCCGCGCCGCUCGCGGCCAAUGGGAGCGCGCCGCCCGCAGCCAAUGGGCGCCCGCCGCCGCGCCGCCCGCGGCCAAUGGGAGCGCGCCGCCCGCAGCCAAUGGGCGCCCGCCGCCGCGCCGCCCGCGGCCAAUGGGAGCGCGCCGCCCGCAGCCAAUGGGAGCGCGCCGCCGCGCCGCCCGCAGCCAAUGGGCGCCCGCCGCUUGCAGCCAAUGGGCGCCCGCCGCCGCGCCGCUCGCGGCCAAUGGGAGCGCGCCGCCCGCAGCCAAUGGGAGCGCGCCGCCGUGCCGCCCGCAGCCAAUAGGCGCCCGCCGCUUGCAGCCAAUGGGCGCCCGCCGCCGCGCCGCUCGCGGCCAAUGGGAGCGCGCCGCCCGCAGCCAAUGGGAGCGCGCCGCCGUGCCGCCCGCAGCCAAUGGGCGCCCGCCGCUCGCAGCCAAUGGGCGUCCGCCGCCGCGCCGCCCGCGGCCAAUGGGAGCGCGCCGCCUGCAGCCAAUGGGAGCGCGCCGCCGCGCCGCCCGCAGCCAAUGGGCGCCCGCCGCUCGCAGCCAAUGGGCGUCCGCCGCCGCGCCGCCCGCGGCCAAUGGGAGCGCGCCGCCUGCAGCCAAUGGGAGCGCGCCGCCGCGCCGCCCGCAGCCAAUGGGAGCGCGCCGCCCGCAGCCAAUGGGCGUCCGCCGCCGCGCCGCCCGCGGCCAAUGGGAGCGCGCCGCUCGCAGCCAAUGGGCGUCCGCCGUCGCGCCGCCCGCGGCCAAUGGGAGCGCGCCGCUUGCAGCCAAUGGGAGCCCGCCGCCGCGCCGCCCGCGGCCAAUGGGAGCGCGCCGCUCGCAGCCAAUGGGCGUCCGCCGCCGCGCCGCGCGCAGCCAAUGGGAGCGCGCCGCCCGCAGCCAAUGGGCGUCCGCCGCCGCGCCGCCCGCGGCCAAUGGGAGCGCGCCGCUUGCAGCCAAUGGGCGUCCGCCGCCGCGCCGCCCGCGGCCAAUGGGAGCGCGCCGCCCGCAGCCAAUGGGCGCCCGCCGCCGCGCCGCCCGCGGCCAAUGGGAGCGCGCCGCCCGCAGCCAAUGGGCGCCCGCCGCUUACAGCCAAUGGGCGCCCGCCGCCGCGCCGCUCGCGGCCAAUGGGAGCGCGCCGCCCGCAGCCAAUGGGAGCGCGCCGCCGUGCCGCCCGCAGCCAAUAGGCGCCCGCCGCUUGCAGCCAAUGGGCGUCCGCCGCCGCGCCGCUCGCGGCCAAUGGGAGCGCACCGCCCACAGCCAAUGGGAGCGCGCCGCCGUGCCGCCCGCAGCCAAUAG
Messenger RNA from Vidua chalybeata, 1452 nucleotides. Its product is annotated as translation initiation factor IF-2-like. The transcript has a single exon. The record is from RefSeq and is a predicted model, not a curated record. The coding region runs from base 1 to 1452 and encodes 483 amino acids. Lineage: Eukaryota; Metazoa; Chordata; Aves; Passeriformes; Viduidae.